Messenger RNA from Vespula pensylvanica (western yellowjacket), 1575 nucleotides. RefSeq names its product sin3 histone deacetylase corepressor complex component SDS3. The record is from RefSeq and is a predicted model, not a curated record. Gene Ontology annotation, biological process: negative regulation of transcription by RNA polymerase II. Lineage: Eukaryota; Metazoa; Arthropoda; Insecta; Hymenoptera; Vespidae. Gene Ontology annotation, molecular function: histone deacetylase binding. The transcript is spliced from 8 exons. Bases 204 to 1184 code for a protein of 326 amino acids. Gene Ontology annotation, cellular component: Sin3-type complex.
CGGUACGCGGUAUCGACGUAAUCGAGAUUGCGAUCAUAAUUGCCAGUGUUCGUCGCAUGCUACGAUCCGUUAUAAGAAUAUGUUGCUGCGUUGUGUUUGCACAUGGGCCACGUGAUGGAAGACAUCGUUCACAUUUUAUGUCUCUAACCUAAAAGCACGAAGCUUUCAAAUCCGAGAAUGUAGAUAUUAAUUUCGAAGAGACAAUGUCGUAUCAAAAUUCAGCAUUUUCAACGAUGUACGCCCAAGAAGACUUUGACAUUGACGAAGAUAAUGAAGAAUACGUCGAGGAAGAUCGCGAUGCGGAGGAGCAGGACGACAGCGACGAAGAUACGGAAGAAGCUAGCGAGACCGACAUGGGAAAAUCUGAAGAAUACACGGAGAUAAAGGAACAGGUAUAUCAAGAUAAAUUAGCCAAUUUAAAGAAGCAGUUGCAACAACUGAAGGAUGGCACUCAUCCCGAGUAUAAUCGCAAACUGAAACGAUUGGAAGCGCAAUACAAAGAGAGGUUGCGUCUGAAUAUAAUCUAUAGAGAUUAUUUAACGGAAUGGGUCGAAAGAGAUUACAUACUCGAGAAGAAAGCAGCUGCCAAAGAAUUCGAGGAAAAGAAAAUAGAUUUGAAAGAAAACUUAUUAACGGAUAUGGAAGAAAAAAGAAAAAUGAUAGAAUCCGAUCGUCAUACGAUGGAACUUACAGGGGAUUCGAUGGAGGUAAAGCCGGUAAUGACGAGAAAAUUACGUAGACGACCGAACGAUCCAGUACCCGAAAAAGUUGAGAAACGUAGAAAACCGCCUCCGGCACAAUUGAACUAUCUAUUGGAUGAAAAAGAAAUAGAAAGCGAUUUGAAAGCUAUUAGUCGGGGUAAAAUCUUAACGACGAUAAGGAAACCAGUACUUCCGCAUUACAAUACAGUAAAUAUACAAUCUCAGCAUAUCUCGCCGUCUACCGACACGUCUCUAGUCGAAACAAGGAUAGAAGGUGGAAAACUCCUAUAUGAAAGAAGAUGGUUCCAUCGUGGGCAACCGGUGUACGUGGAAGGACAAGACUUGACAAGAUUUGCGGCGAACAUAUCGGCAAUUGGAACGGAAGCUAUAUGGGUGAAAAAGAUCUCGGAUGGAAGCAAAGUUAGGAUUUACAUAUCGCAACUGAGUCGUGGCAAGAUUUCUGUAAAACGACGAGCAUCGUAAUUCUCCAAUUACUAAUGGCAUUUACAUACAUCAUUCUAUAAUUUUAAUUGUCAAAUAACGAUCAAACUUGUGAUAUAUUAGACUUAUAGUUUAUUGAAGUUCUAUUCUGCAAAGGCAAUGUAAUUUUCACUGCGCUUGUUUUCUGCCACCAAUAGAACCAAAUUUUUUGAUGAUUUUGAACUGCCAUGUAUAUCCAUAGAAAAUAUGAGAAAAUUAGUAAUGCCAUCAUUACUAGCAAAGAAUAAGUAGUCCAUCGUGCUGGGGGAAAAUUAUUAUAAUUAUUCAUUGCAUAAAAAUCAGCACCAACCACACAAAUGUAUGAACAUAUUAUAGUCACUGGCGUGACAAUGAUACAGCGAAGUAAAUCUGUUCUCAAAUUGCGCAUGUAUAA